Molecule: messenger RNA, 2924 nt
Organism: Zingiber officinale
Lineage: Eukaryota; Viridiplantae; Streptophyta; Magnoliopsida; Zingiberales; Zingiberaceae
Product: probable 3-deoxy-D-manno-octulosonic acid transferase, mitochondrial
Exons: 16
Coding region: 287-1627 (446 amino acids)
Biological process (GO): lipid A biosynthetic process
Cellular component (GO): plasma membrane
Molecular function (GO): transferase activity
Source: RefSeq, a predicted model, not a curated record
AAAAGGAAAAGUGGAACCCAAAACAUAAGAACAUAUGAUGCCCACCGCCUCGCUCGGCUUCCCCUUCCGGUGACCGGUUGAUCCCCUCUCGCUCCUCCCUCGCCCAUCAGUGCGUGGCGUUUGGUGAGAAGAAAGCAAGCAGCCAAGGAGGCCAGGCCAGGGAGAGGACGACCGUCGGCUCCUUGAAUUCGGCGCAGACAAAUCGCGGAGAAUACUCGAAGAUAAAUUAUUCACGGCUGUCGCUUUGAGUGGGGGCGGCUCCUGUUAGGUUCACCCUACGAGGCAGAUGGAGGCCCGAGGCAAACUGGUGUACGGACUCUACAGAGCGGCGACCCGAAUGGCAUCGCCGCUUAUGUACGCGCUCGUCCAAUGGAGGAGGCUGCGCGGCCUGGAGCACCCUUCCCGUUGGCCCGAGCGCUUCGGCCACCCUUCCUCGCCUCGGCCUCCCGGUCCCCUCCUAUGGUUUCACGCUGUCUCUUUAGGCGAGGGAUUGAUGGCUAUCCCUGUGAUCAAGCACUGCGUUCGUCAGCAUCCCGAUUUCCAUGUCUUGAUGACGACCACCACUAUCUCAGCAUUUGAAGUUAUUAAGGAUCAGCUUCCAGAUGGUGUCAUUUAUCAGCUUUCUCCUCUUGAUUCUCCUACAAUAGUGGAUAAGAUUCUGGGAUACUGGAAACCAAUUGCUGUCUUUCUGAUGGAAAGUGAACUCUGGCCCAACCUUGUUAUAUCUGCUGCAAAUGAAGGGAUUCCAGUGACAAUUUUAAAUGCUAGGAUGUCAUGCAAGUCUUUUAAGCGUUGGUCGAGAUUAUUCGCACUGCCUUUAAUCUCCUUGAUGCUGUCAAAGAUAUCAUUGGUGGUUCCUUUGAGCACUCUUCAAGCUGUUCGGUUUCAGUUACUAAAUGCAUCACCAAAUGUCAUUCAUUUUGCUGGUGAUUUAAAAUAUGCUGUAGGCGAUUUCAAUGUCCUUGGGAAAGAUGCUAUGAAAAUAAAUGAUCUCCAGCUACAGCUAACCAAUAGACCUGUUUGGAUAGCAGCAUCUAUACAUGAGGGUGAAGAAAAAGUCAUGCUCUGGGUACACAAAGAACUAAUUAUGAGUUAUCCUGAUCUGGUAAUGAUUCUGGUAACAAGGCAUCCACAACAUGGACAACGACUUGCACUGGCAUUGAAUAAACAGGGACUGAAUGUUUCGUUGAGGUCUAGAAGAGAUAAAAUUUCUUCUAGCACUAGUGUAUAUGUGGUUGACACUUUGGGUGAACUCAGAACACUGUAUAGAUUUACUAAGAUUGCUGUGAUUGGAGGUUCCUUUUUGCCUGGCUUAGCUGGUCACAAUGUGUCUGAGGCUGCUGCAGCUGGUUGUGCAGUUUUAACAGGUCCUCAUGUUGGACAUUUCUCCCACAUGUUGGCUAAAAUGUCACUAGCAGCUAGUUCAUCAGUUCUGCAGGUUGGAAAUAAAUUUGAACUACUAGAAGCACUGAAAAAGCUGCUUAGUGAUGCCAAUUUCUUGGAUGCAUGCUGCAUGGCUUCAAAACAUGCAUUUUCAAUUGUCUCAAAUGGAGUUGUGGAACGUGUUUGGGAGUUAGUAGAUACAAUUGUGCUAGAGAAGGCCAAAGGAAGACUAGAAGAACACUGAUCAUUGAAGUCUCUGGUUUUAUUUUUUGCAGGGACAGGGUCAAAGAUGUCGAACCCAUGGGAUGAAGUAAUCUUUCAGAACGAAACUGUAGUGAAAAAGGUCCUUGAACAUCUUCCUUAUGAAAGGAGCAGUUGUUUCUUGGUGAGGUACUUCAAUGACAAUAACAUAUGAAUUGAAAAAUAACAUCUGAUUCACCAGUAUGCAGUUUAAAAGGAAUGAGAGACUUGUAUCUUCUAAAUGAUUUCAUAGCCGUAGGUAGUUGCUAGCAAUGACAUAAAAUGUAACAAAUAAUGGUCUUCAGUAUCACAGAGAGGAAUCAGUCUUGCUGUUGCUCACCAGCAUGAAUGUCCUAUCAAUGAUCCAUGGUAUCCUCUAAUUCAUAUCUAAUUUAAUGUCCAGCUAAGUAGUUUAGUCUGUCAUUAAUUGUUUAGUGUGCUGUAGAGCAAGCAAUGAACUAAAGUGAUCAGGUCGAUAUGCCUGAAUUCUGUGGAGACAAUCAAGGUUGCUUCGAUCAGAUGAGUUUAUUAUGAAACAAGAAGCUAGUUUGAGAAGACUCAGAAGUUUUUUCUGGAAGGCUAAUAAGUGAGCUAAAAAUUCCUUGUUCUGUCCUCCAAGAUGGUGCUGAAUCAAUGAUCAAUGGAUGCACCAGAACAUAUCAACUUGCAAUACUAAAGGGUGAAAGUAUCAAAUAUCAAUCUUCAGAUUGAAGUGUCUUAUUGUACAUUUGGAGUGCACUAACACUUCAAUGGCAUGGCGAUUACUUGUCUGUAGGGUAUAGCAAGAAACUGCAAUUAUUUUGGUGAUCUAGUGCUUGCACUUUCAUUCAACUUGCCAUGUGGUGUAAGUUCUGCUAUGCCCUACUUCUAUCCUACAUUCCUCCUUAUUCUACUUAUUUGGAGGAAGAGACAAGAUGAAGCAAGGUGUUUACAAAAGUAUAAGGUGAUCUAGGGAAAAUACUCCCCCGUAUGUGUAUCAGGGAUGCUAAGAAAUAGUGAGCUAGUAGAGGUGAUACAUAUGCCAGCUUGCCAUGGCUCAAGUGCUAAAUUUGGAGUGGACGUCAAAUUCUUAAGUGUUUGGUGCCAAAUUGGAUUAAUGUUAGCAAAUUGUAUGCAAAUGGGACAGAAUCUUCAUGUUAUGAAUAUUUUUCUUAUGGACCGUUGUUAUGGUCAUGCAUCAGUUAGUCCAGUGGGCUGUCUUGUAACAGAAAUCACUGAUGACAUUUUGAUUACUACAACUUGAUCUGGGGGUUUUGUAGUAAGAUAUGAUUGCCACUCAAAAUACAGGGUAGCUUAGUUCA